CACUCACACAGAGCACAGUGUAUAUCUGUCACAUUUGUUUUUAUCGUCCAUUCAAUAACCAAAAGUAAACGAAAAACAUUCCGGCAUGACAUUAAAACCACUGAAAAUAACGCUUGAUUUUAGCGGUGGAGCCGAAAAUCUAUUUGACAACAUAAAAUCACGAAGUGUUGAACUGGAUGGUAGCAAAACAUGGAAAAUCCGAGACUUUCUAGUGUGGAUCAAAGAUAAUCUCCUAAGAGAACGACCCGAGCUAUUCAUACAAGAUGACUCAGUGCGACCAGGAAUUUUGGUGCUAAUCAAUGAAACUGAUUGGGAACUCCUGGGUGAACUUGACUAUGAAAUCCAGUCAAAUGAUAAUAUUCUAUUUAUUUCAACACUUCAUGGUGGAUAGCAAACUUUCAACGCAUUUUUUUUU
Contarinia nasturtii (swede midge) is the source of this 415-nucleotide messenger RNA. RefSeq names its product ubiquitin-related modifier 1 homolog (gene Urm1). Gene Ontology annotation, cellular component: nucleus; cytoplasm. Gene Ontology annotation, molecular function: protein tag activity. The record is from RefSeq and is a predicted model, not a curated record. Bases 86 to 391 code for a protein of 101 amino acids. Lineage: Eukaryota; Metazoa; Arthropoda; Insecta; Diptera; Cecidomyiidae. The transcript is spliced from 5 exons. Gene Ontology annotation, biological process: tRNA thio-modification; protein urmylation.